AAAAGAACUCCAUUUCCCAGCAGCUGCUUCAUGCAGCGGUCAUUAGGGCUUUCGUCGCUAGUUCGGGUUUCCGAAGUCGCCUUCUUCAUCCGCAGGUGCUAAACAAAUGGUUUAAUUUGACAGUCGGAUAAUUUAUUUGUUGUUAAGAAGCCAUGAUGGAGGACGAACCCAGAUCCAUCCAUGAGCAAAGGUUUGAUGCUGCGGUCAAAGUGAUCCAGAGUUUACCUGCGAACGGUUCCUUUCAGCCAUCCAAUGAAAUGAUGCUGAAGUUCUACAGCUACUACAAGCAGGCGACUCAGGGCCCGUGCAACAUUCCCCGCCCGGGGUUCUGGGAUCCCGUUGGCAAAGUCAAAUGGGAUGCAUGGCACUCACUUGGAGAUAUGCCAAAAGAAGAAGCCAUGAUGGCAUACGUGGAUGACCUCAAGCUGAUUCUUGAAAGCAUGCCCAUGACUGAGCAGGUGGAACAGCUGCUGCAGGUUCUCGGACCAUUCUACGAGCUCGUGGACGAGAAGAAGAAGAUCAGCCAAGUUUCAGACCUUACUGCAGGUAUCGGGAGCAUGAUGUCGCCUCCUUCGAAAAGUGUCACGAAAAGCAUCAUCAGAACCAUGGAAAUGAACGGCACUUUGGACGGCCACGCUCCCAACAAAUCAGAUGCUCUGAUGGCCAACUCAAAAGUGCCCAAGGAGCAGGAGGACGGAGGUGAGGAUGAGGACGAAGAUGACGAUGACGGCGGAGAUGAUGAGAAUGAAGAGGAAGAAGAGAACAAACAGCUGCAAAAAGCUUCUGCCCUGAAGAAAAAGACCUCCAUGGGAAAAGCGCUUCCGAACGGCGGUAUCGAGCAUACCGUGUCUCCCGUGGUGAACGGGACACACUGCUCUAAAUCCACUCUGAAUGGAAAAGACGCGGAGGAGAAUGACGGAGAGGUCCGGCACGUUAACGGCCACACUAAAGGCCCUAGCCAUCUACGUACCCCGACAACACAGUUACAGAUAAAAGAACCUCAUCCGAUUGUGAUUUCUCUAGAUGAUAACGAAGACGUGCGCAGCGCUCAUCACGUGGCCUCCGACUCAGACAGCGAGGUUUACUGCGACUCUGUGGACCAGUUUGGUGCGGAGGAGCAGAGCUCUGAUUCUCACGUGAACCAGUCUCUGGAGAAAAGCUGCAGCACUCAGGAGGAGCUGCACUCAACAGACAGAGACUCAGAGAUCCUGCUGAGAGGACAGGACGGCGUUCAGCACGGAGGAGAAGAUGGGAAGACGAGUGGAGGAGGAGGAGGAGGAGGAGUGCAGAGAAACAGCCUGAGCAUGGGCAGACCCGGCAGCUCUCUGAUCAGGAGAGGACGAGGGUCCAGGUCUUCAGGCUCAGGGUCAGGGGUCACGGGGACGUUACAGGGUGCUGGAGGUGACGGAGAGCGCUGGGGGUCUGACGGAGCCGGAGGUGGAGAUCUGAACGAGCAGAUCGUCGCGGCUUUAACACGGCUACAGGAGGACAUGCAGAGCGUCCUGGAGAGACUGCACACACUCGAGGCUCUAACUGCCUCACAGGCAAGAUCAGUGGCCUUAACUUCAGAAUAUCUGCUUCCUCCAGCCAGCAGGCCUCACAGGAAGCCGUCCUGGUGGCCGUUCGACCUUUCUCCAGGCACCGUGGCCUUCGCUCUGGUCUGGCCCUUCAUCGCACAGUGGAUCAUUCGCCUGUAUUUUCAGAGGCGGAGAAGAAAACAGCGCUGAGGAGCCUGUGUGUGGUUAAAGAGGCCGGCGUCCUCUGUUGCAUCCAGUCUUUCUAACUCUUGCUUUUGCACUACGAUGAAGACGCUGAGAUUUAGUGAGCAUCGAAACAAACUGAUAGAUGAAUGUGUGCAGCUUCUAAAGGCUUUUUGUACUUUUUCGUUUUGUCUAAUAAGAUAAGUGCUAAGAUUUGCAUUUACACUGCUUGGUUUGACAAAUGAGAAGUGUAAUGAUGUAGUAACAAGAAAUUCUACAUUGUAUUAUUAUUAUUAAUUUUUUUUUUCAUAUUGAAAUCUAACAGGGCAUUACGAUAACCCAUGAAUACGGCGCCCGACGUUGUAGAACUAGACGUGUGGCUCGUUCUGCUUCACCAUAAAGCUGCUAAUAGGCAUGGAUUCUGUAGGAAUUGUGUAGAAUUUUACUGUAUAAUCGAGUUAAUGUUUGUCGAGUAACAUUCUGAGUUGGCUUUUGAUCCCUGUCUGGAAAUCAGGAAGAGUUUGUGGCAUUGUGAGUUGAUGGAUGAUGUCAGAUAGAUAAAUAACCAAAGCCAUAAUCAUGAAACGGUGCACUGAUGUAGAAACAGAACCACAGCUAAGUCAUUUAACGAGGAGCGUUCUUCACUGGGGUAGCGAUAUCAAGGGUAACUGUAGUGCAGCUUACCGACCAAUUGAAAUAGUGGCAUUCCGUCCAAUCAGAUCCUCUGUUGUGCUUUCUCCAGGUUAAUGCGCACUUAUAUUAAUGAUUUCAUUAUUUAACGAAAGGCAGCUGAAGAGAUGAUAAAAGGUAAGAAGAUCCCCUUUUGGCUGCAAUUAUCACUAUAAAGCACCACACAGAAUCUAACAAACGUAUGUAACUGAACCUAGUCAUAUUGUAGUGGUCGAAUAUCUGGAAUCAUGAAUAGCGUACCUGUCAUUCCAGGUGCAAUAAUUAGACCUUAUGGAGCACUAAAGCUUGUUAAAAGCUACACUACAUCCACAUUUCAGGUAAAAGAGGCACACUAAAGGAACACAUGCCGUAUGUACCCUCGACGGUGCCGCCCCAGCUACAGGGUGAAGCAGAGUUUGGUGUAGAGUGUAGAAAGGAAACGUGAAGAAGAAGAAGAAAAUAAGUAAAACGUCGACUUGGAAGUGUGUAACGGUUCCAGAUUAUAUUUGCACAAACACAAUUCUGGAGAAUCAUCGAACGUUAAAAUCUGAAUCAUGUUUCACACUUGGCAUAUUUUUCCUGAACACUUUAUAUGUAGUGGGAAGCCGAGGAAAAGCACAAAGCGAUGGUUUUUGGUUUGUUUUUCUUUUCUUUUUAAAAAACCUCAGCCAAUCGGAGUGCUGGGGAAAAAUCUGUGAGCAAAUUUCUCACAAUGUGUUUAAUAGAAAAUGGUUCACUAUCCUAAUACGUCUUCUGCAUCCAAAGCUACACCACCGGUUACAUCAAACUUUAUUAACUAGGUUAGUUAGCCAAUACUAGCUAGGCGUAGUGAUGUUAUGGUUACAUAACAGUCCCUUUUUUAAAUAUUAGAACAAAAGUCAAUGUAACACGCUCAGAAAAUAGCUCUCUGCCCUCUUCCACAUACUUAAGCUCAGACUCAUGUGAUUGGCUGAUUGACAGAGUAAGCUCCUCCCACCUGGAUACCCAGAUACAUGGUUGUGGCAUCAUCCAGAUCAUCAGCUGGAUGAAGUAACGUUAAUGUUUUCCGUUUCAACACCACUUUAUUUCUUUCGAUGUAAAUGCCGAGCGUCCUUCUGAAAGCAUGUUCAUAUUCAGCAUGAAGAUCAAGCAGUGCAUUCUGGGGGGAUUUUUAAAAGUUAAUGUGAAAAUGUCGUCGUCUAGAACACGGAGCGUGUGAUUCUGACGCAAUGGUAAUCGUCAUCUGUCGUGUAAAAGAUUCCCAAAAGCUGUGUGAAUUAGGGCUGUACGUUUCAUAUAAACACAAUAUGCAGGAUAUCUUUAUUAUAAUUAAAAAGUCAUGCAAUAAUUGUUCGGAUUAGAAAAAGUUUUGAAUCUGUUAUACUUUACACUGUUUUGUUUUUGUCUGUGUGAAGCAUUCUGAUUUAUUGUACAUACAAAUUCUAGCCGCUUUUCCUUUUCUCACGUUUGCGUUAGAAUUGAACUGAAUCGAAUGCACUUCUGUUCAGAUUUAUCCUUCCAACCCUGUGUUUUUCCUUUCCUCUUAGUGUAAAUUGUUAAAUAGUGUUAAUAGCUAUAAUAUGUGUAUAUUAGAAACAGACUUAUACCAUAUAUAAAUAAAUAAAUGAACGGAAAUCGCUAUUUUAAUUGUAACAUACUGUAAUGUAGCAUCGGCUUCUUGGGAACGGUGAUUAGACGACGAUGUAAUUACGAAAGCUGCGUUUUAUUAGAGAUGAUAUCUUUCUAUCGAUGACCACUCUUGUUUCCGAGGAGCAUCGGUGCACGUUCUUACUGUUCAUCCGAAGCACGAAUAAAAUUUUCGAGAGCUUUUGGAGUUGGUUU
Molecule: messenger RNA, 4190 nt
Organism: Hemibagrus wyckioides
Lineage: Eukaryota; Metazoa; Chordata; Actinopteri; Siluriformes; Bagridae
Gene: acbd5a
Product: acyl-CoA binding domain containing 5a
Exons: 13
Coding region: 153-1727 (524 amino acids)
Biological process (GO): fatty acid metabolic process; autophagy of peroxisome
Cellular component (GO): peroxisome
Molecular function (GO): fatty-acyl-CoA binding
Source: RefSeq, a predicted model, not a curated record